Messenger RNA from Arachis stenosperma, 666 nucleotides. RefSeq lists its product as uncharacterized. The coding region runs from base 1 to 666 and encodes 221 amino acids. The transcript has 3 exons. NCBI's taxonomy places the organism in Eukaryota, Viridiplantae, Streptophyta, Magnoliopsida, Fabales, Fabaceae. The record is from RefSeq and is a predicted model, not a curated record. Gene Ontology annotation, biological process: root development; shoot system development.
AUGUGUUCUUAUUCUUUCAUAGCAACUUCAGAUCAAGUUCACUACCAUGUUAGAUCCAUUAGCUUGCCUUCUAGAUUACACCCUUUAUCCAAUGACAUCGAAAUCGAGCUCAAGAAUUUCGAAUUAUUAGCAUCUUCCAUGAAUAAUGCAGAUUUAUUAACAAGGCUUGUGCAUUUGUACAAUUGUGUGAAUGAACAAAUCAUUGGUUCUUCACUCUCCCAAAAGGUUCUUCUCCAUGAUCAAGAUCAAGAAAAGUACUUAGAUAAAGUACUCGAUAUGUCACUUGUUUUUCUUGAUGUUUGUGGAUCGGCAAGAGAAUUGUUGCAACUCGCGAAAGAACACGCGCAAGAGCUUCAAUCCGCGAUGCGUCGCGGAAAGGGUCAAGAUUGUUCCAGCAUUAAGAGCCAAAUCUGUGAUUACUUCUGUUUCAAGAAAAGGGCAAAGAGGGAAAUCUCUAAGAUCCUUAAAUCAUUGAAGAAAAUGGAAAAUAAUCAUGGCUUUGUUAAUAGUAAGACACAUUGUUUAUCAAAUGUGUCUAAAGUUCUAAGAGAACUAAGCAUUGUAACCAUUUUGGUCUUGAGAAGAAAGGACAAAAACAUUAUUGUUGAUGAUGGAAACUACUUUUGUGUACUGUUUUUCGCUGUUAAGGAUCUGUUCAAGACAUGA